Molecule: messenger RNA, 1448 nt
Organism: Camelina sativa (false flax)
Lineage: Eukaryota; Viridiplantae; Streptophyta; Magnoliopsida; Brassicales; Brassicaceae
Source: RefSeq, a predicted model, not a curated record
UUUAUUCAUAUUAUUAUGCUUUUUGUUUGUUUGUUGUAGGAAGUGGUAGUUUACUCUAGAAAAAGUUGGAACCUAAUUGGAUUCGUUGCUUCGAUUUGGAUCUCCGUUACGUUAUGCAACACUAUACUUAUUGAAUCGAAUUCUGGGUUUUUUUUUGAAUUGAUACUGCCUAAAUUAUUACUCCUUUUCGUGUUUUAAUUUAGAGGUGGAACUGAAUCAGUUAAGAAGAAGAAGAGAGAAGGCAACAGCAAUGAUGCAGACUUGUUGUAUCCAUCAAUCGUUUUGUUUCCCUCAUAGAAUCCUUCCAAGAAUUGAUGUAUCAUCAUCCAUUGGGAUUAAUAAGCUCCCUAAACCGCCUUGUCAACUUGGGUUCAUCAGAAAAACUCAGUCUUUUGGGAUUUCGAAUCUAACACGGCAAAGAAGAUUAUAUGUGAACUUGAAUGCUAAUGACGGUCACCCAUCCAUGUCUAUGUUGGAACAAGUAGAAGAAGAAGAAGAAGAAGAAGCAUCCGUUGAAAACAGUGCACAGAGUCCGGGAGCUGAGCUUCCAUUUAGCAAAUGGUCACCUUCUAAGUACAUUUGGAGAGGCUUAUCAGUUCCUAUCAUUGCAGGACAAGUUGUUCUCCGGAUUCUUAAGGGUAAGAUUCACUGGAGGAACACUCUUCAACAGCUGGAGAGAACAGGACCCAAAUCUCUUGGAGUUUGUCUUCUCACUUCUACGUUUGUUGGUAUGGCUUUCACGAUCCAGUUCGUUAGAGAAUUCACUAGACUAGGUCUAAACAGAUCCAUUGGAGGUGUCUUGGCUUUAGCUUUCUCUAGAGAGCUAAGUCCAGUCAUCACAUCGAUCGUUGUUGCUGGACGAAUGGGAAGCGCAUUUGCAGCUGAACUAGGGACAAUGCAAGUCUCAGAGCAAACUGAUACACUCAGGGUUUUAGGAGCAGACCCAAUUGAUUAUCUAAUCACACCAAGAGUCAUCGCCUCGUGUCUGGCUUUACCGUUUCUGACACUCAUGUGUUUCACUGUCGGUAUGGCUUCGAGCGCUCUACUCUCUGAUGCGGUUUACGGAAUCAGCAUUAACAUAAUCAUGGACUCGGCUCACAGAGCACUUAGACCAUGGGAUAUUGUGAGUGCCAUGAUUAAAUCUCAGGUCUUUGGAGCUAUCAUAUCGGUGAUUAGUUGUUCUUGGGGAGUAACCACUACGGGAGGUGCUAAAGGUGUUGGUGAAUCUACAACUUCUGCAGUUGUCAUGUCUCUUGUUGGAAUCUUUAUUGCGGAUUUUGUGCUUUCUUCCUUCUUCUUUCAGGGUGCUGGAGAUUCUUUGAAGAACUGUGUUUGACAAUUUUUUUUUCCAUGUCUUCUUAUGUUGGUUUAGAUGGGUUUCUGUAAAUCACUUGUUUAAAGAUGAAAGGAACAUCAUUUUAGAAAUCAAUAAAAAAUUGCAUUCACUA